Molecule: messenger RNA, 1470 nt
Organism: Balearica regulorum gibbericeps (East African grey crowned-crane)
Lineage: Eukaryota; Metazoa; Chordata; Aves; Gruiformes; Gruidae
Source: RefSeq, a predicted model, not a curated record
GCCCUGUUGCUGUUGGGCGGCAUCGCUCUUUCCUGCCUCGCUCUGGACCUGCUCUUUCUCUUGUUCUACUCGUUUUGGCUGUGCUGUCGCCAUCGGAAGAGUGAAGAACAUCUAAAUGCUGACUGCUGCUGUACGGCGUGGUGUGUCAUCAUCGCAACCCUGGUGUGCAGCGCUGGAAUUGCCGUUGGCUUCUAUGGGAAUGGAGAGACCAGUGACGGCAUUCACCGGCUGACGUACUCGCUACGCCAUGCAAACCGCACCGUGGCAGGUGUCCAAGACCGAGUACUAGAUACCGCAGUGGCCCUGAACCAAACAGUGGAACCAAACUUGCUCAUCCUGGAGGAGAUGUUCACAAAGCAGACAGACUACCUGCAUGUUAUCCAGAAACUGCAAGGUCUUUUGGAUGAUUUGGUGAGGCAAACAACUGAGAUCCCCUUUUGGAAGAAUGAAGAGGUGUCUCUGGAGGAGCUGGCAAUUGAGAUUGACCUCUAUGACUGGUACAGGUGGCUGGCAUACCUGGGCCUGCUCCUCUUCCACGUCCUGAUCUGUUUGCUGGUGCUCUUUGGGCUUAUUAGAAACUCCAGGGCCAUUCUUAUGGGGGUGUGCUUGCUUGGGGUCUUUGCCCUGAUUGUCAGCUGGGGCUCCUUGGGUCUGGAGUUGGCUAUCGCUGUGGGCUCCAGUGACUUCUGUAUUAACCCUGAUGCUUACGUCUCCAAAGUGGUUGAAGAGAACACAGUGCUUAGCGCUGAUACUCUCCGCUAUUACAUUACCUGUAGCGCUGGAUACCCCAACCCUUUCCAGCAGAAGCUGUCAGGAAGUCACAAGGCUCUGGUGGAAAUGCAAGAUGAUGUUACGGAACUCAUGAGGUCAGCAAGCAGAGAGCACCCAACCUCCAAGGAGUAUCUUACUCGGAUCCAGGAGGUUUUAAAUUCAACAGAGAUCAACUUGCAGCAACUGACAGCUUUAGUAGACUGUCGGAGUUUGCAUUUGGAUUACGUCCAGGCUUUGACGGGCUUUUGCUAUGAUGGAGUGGAAGGCCUCAUCUACCUGGUUCUCUUCUCCUUUGUCACAGCCCUCAUGUUCAGUUCCAUUGUGUGCAGCGUCCCACACACUUGGCAGCAAAAGAGAAGCUCAGAUGAUGAUGGGGAAGAAGAAUCAGCUGCUCAAGGGAGUAGACAAACACACGAUAAUCUUUACAGAGUGCACAUGCCCAGCCUCUAUAGCUGUGGGAGUAGUUAUGGCAGUGAGACCAGCAUUCCAGCAGCAGCACACACAGUCAGCAAUGCUCCUGUCACAGAGUACAUGAGCCAGAAUGCAAAUUUCCAGAACCCCCGUUGCGAGAAUACCCCGCUCAUUGGCCGGGAGUCCCCACCUCCCUCAUACACCUCCAGCAUGAGAGCCAAAUACCUCGCCACCAACCAACCUCGUCCAGAUGCUGGCAGUGUGCAUUAAAAUGAAAAAGCAAAAAAA